AUGGUCGAUGACUUCUGGCAGCGACUCGUUCACCAGGUCGCCUCGGAGGAACCUGCUGUGCAACAUGCAGCCAUUGCUUUGAGUUCUAUGCAUUGGCAAUUUAUGCAAGAAACCGACUCUUUCAAAUCCAAAUCCCUGGUUAUGGCUAAGCCUAGGGCAAAUAAUAUCCCGUCUUUCACGCUAGCGCAGUGCACCAAGGCCCUUGUUUCUCUGCGGCAGAGACUAACGAAGGGAGAUACAUAUACGACAAGCAGCGCGCAUAGAGAGGCCGUUCUUGUUUCGUGUAUCAUGCUAGUGUCGCUAUCUCUCUUCCAGGGCGACGUUAUGGCCGUGACCUCGCACCUACGGUCCGGUUAUCAUGUGCUUAUGGAAUGGCAAAAGGUCAAUUUUGACGGGAAUCCCUCAGGACCGCUCCUAAUGCGCACAUUUUCAGAGCUACAGCUACACCGGCUUACAUUCUCUCAAGCACUGAAUGAUAUAGACGCAGCGGCGGAUGACCUACCCCUCUGGCAGGCGAUUACCGUAUGCCAACCUGUAUAUGGGUAUGCGGGAGUGUCUGAAACUGAUUUUGUGAUUGUUAUUGGGGCAUCUAUCAUGGCGAAUUAUCCACCGGGACUCGAACUCCGCGUAGGAUCUAGUCUGCGGGGGCUGAACGCCGCCCUUGCCGAUCUACUCUAUCAAAAUAGUGUGGAAAAGACAACCGAGGAGAGAUUAAUGAACUGGAAGAGCGAGUUCAAUGCUUUCAUUUCGGCAAAUAGGGAUACCUUAUCGCCACAAGACCGCGGCCCGAUGAUACUGAUGGAGCUAUGGACUAUGUCCUGUGAUACUCUACUUGAUACUCUUAAGAGCCCGCUGGAUGAGAUGGCUCACGAUUCCUAUUUGCCCCUUUUCCAGCGGAUGAACGAGUUGGCAGCACUUUACUUGAACUUGGCAGAGCAAGCUUCCAUGUUCUCCACUAAACCCAUGCUUCUACAAAUACUAUAUUUCGUUGGCUGUAAAUGCCGCGACUGGUAUACGCGCCGGGAGACGGUACGCCUAUUGCGUGAUUUCCCGCGACGAGAAGGUCUUUGGACGUCGGAUCAUUACAUCGCUGUGAUGGAACAUGUUAUCAAACAUGAGUCUGCUGGUUUGACGCCUAGUGAUGCGAUUCCGCGCGCGGCUCGUAUUGAUCUGAUUCAUUUCAAUCCUGUGGAUCAGAGCAAGUUCAAUCUAUCGUACCGUCGACCUUGCACCCCCGAGGAGAUUGCCAAUGGUGCGGAUGUCUGCGGAAAAUGGACAACCGUGGUGCUAUCAGCUUAA
Molecule: messenger RNA, 1299 nt
Organism: Penicillium verrucosum
Lineage: Eukaryota; Fungi; Ascomycota; Eurotiomycetes; Eurotiales; Aspergillaceae
Exons: 1
Coding region: 1-1299 (432 amino acids)
Source: RefSeq, a predicted model, not a curated record